AUGGAAUUAGAUGAAACACAAUUUGAAAAAUUUAUAGGAUUGUUCAGCAUAAGACCUGAAGAUUUUCCAUACAACCAAGAUGUUAGGUUGAACAUUAAAUCAUUGAGACAAAACCAUGUAGACCACCAGCUCUUUUUUGAUGUUUUAUUCUUUUUUAUUGAUGCCAUUAAAGAACCAGAAGUUUGUUAUCCGCCGUCCUCUAUGAGUGACUUGAAAAACCUGUUUUUAACCAUCGACUCAUCUAAUAUCGAUGAGCUUAAGCAGCAAUGCUUCUAUUACUACUUACUAAAAGAUUGGGGAAAAAGUGAAACAUAUGCCGACCAAAUAUUACUACCUUUCAAUUUCCGUCAUUUAAUUGAUGGUUAUUACGCUUUAGAUCAUUUGAAUUUUGAGGAAGCGCUUGAUCACUUCUUACAGCCCGAUGUAUUACCUAACUUUCCUGACAAGAUUCUAGAGACAUUUUAUCGGCACGACAAAUUCUAUCAGAUGAUUCGUUUUGUACAGUUUGUGAAUCCACCUUUGGAUACAUUUAGAAAGCAAGAGUGCUAUACUCUCGCUCUUGCAAGAUUUAGUUUUCUGAGUGCUUUUAAUUUCAUGAAAAAAUGCAUGCAUCCACUUAUCUUAUGGGAAGGACUUCUUCAUGUAAUUUUGGACUCCAAUGAUAAAGAUUCUUGCAAGUUAAUCGUUUCACUUCCUUUAAUUGAAGAAGAAAUCGAUAUUAUGGUGUCUGUUUUAAGCUCAGAAAAAGAACCUCUAUACCUCGAUACUCUCUUAGCUUUCCUCAUACAGUCAGGCAGAAUACAUGAAGCUUGUCAGUUAGCAGCUUCUAAUCCCUAUCUUAAUGAGUCUCCGAUCUCUUCUGCUUUACAAAAGCUAGGCGUUUCAAAUUGA
Messenger RNA from Schizosaccharomyces osmophilus, 891 nucleotides. It is a transcript of the gene ely5, whose product is annotated as nuclear pore protein Ely5. Lineage: Eukaryota; Fungi; Ascomycota; Schizosaccharomycetes; Schizosaccharomycetales; Schizosaccharomycetaceae. The record is from RefSeq and is a predicted model, not a curated record. Bases 1 to 891 code for a protein of 296 amino acids. The transcript is spliced from 3 exons.